Didymodactylos carnosus is the source of this 2509-nucleotide messenger RNA. Lineage: Eukaryota; Metazoa; Rotifera; Eurotatoria; Philodinida; Philodinidae. The record is from the annotation of a GenBank genome assembly.
AUCUCCUCUAUCAAAUGCAAAAACAAUCAUCUGAAAAUUAUGAGAACUACGCAAGAUAACACCAAAUUAUCCGACAUAUGUCUCCUCUGAAUGAAACAUACAAUACGAUAUCAACAGAAAAUUGUCAUCAGAUCACAAAGCAAUGAUAUUGCACCUAUUUUUCAUAUACAACAGUAAUUGAAACAAGUUUACUGUUAAGAACAAAAAACCAACUAUGUAUUGUAUGUACUAAGUGCGUCGUUGGCAUAACGUCUAAUUGUACAGAAUGUACAGACGAAAAUGGACGUUGGUUACCAGAGCAAUAUAGACAGGCUUCAUUAGAGCAAGUUGUGCAUGCAAUGGAAGAUGCUUAGAUGAUUAGAGUUUGUUUUGUUUUACGAUAGAAAUUGUUACACUUGAUAUUUCAAUCUCAGUUAAGAUCCAUAUCCUUAUAAGCAUAUAUUUUAUAAUCUUUACAGUUUAAAUGCUCAAACGAACACGAACCAAUCUCAAUAGUAUUGCAAAAACUCAAUAUUCGAACAAAAAAAAAGAAUUUUGUGGCAAAAAAGAAUUUAAUUAAUAAGUGACUACAAGUGAGUCAAAUGAAACUUUGUUAUGAUGUGAUAAAAAAAACAAUUAUUUCACGAGUAAAGUCUGGGCCUAUGGAUGUUUCAUGUUAAUCUCUAUAGUUUAUACUGCGGUUCUGAUAGCAUUUUCCAAAAUUUUUCCCUCUGAACAAAGCGCUGGACCAGUUUGAGUCUGUCGUUACAGAAGUAAGAAAACUCAAUUUCCUGUAAGAAAAAACAUUUUGUGGAUGUUAUAGAGAGUUCCUUUCCUGUUCAAAAUAAAAAACUAUUAAAAGAGAUGUACAGAUAUAGAAAAGUGAAAACUUUCAUUUGAGUCAAAGUUCUAAUAGGACUUGAAGUGUUUAAACUUGAUUUGUUAUAGAUAUCUAUGAUGUCGUUGUAACUCUCUAAAUACUAUUCUCUUCUCUUUUUUAAUAUUCUUAUUUUCUAGGUUGCUCUCACCAUUAUAUUUAGUUUACCAAUGGAUUUUUACAAAUUCUACGCUUCUUUAACUGCUCCUACAGAAAAAUCAUUGAAACGUAAAGAAAUUGAAAGUUCUUUUUGCACAAUUUUGUAUUCCUAUAACAUAUAUCAAUAAUUCAAUGAUGUUCUUUGCCUAUACACUUACAGAACGUAUAUUUCGUCAAGAAUUAUUUAAAUUAGUAUUAAAAUGUAAAUAACUGUAUAUAAAAAGACUUAAAUUCGAAAAUAUGAGUUUUGUCCUAUGAACAAGUUUUCAAUGGUUAUAUGUUUAUCUUUAUUAUUACACUUCACAAACGUUAACUGCUUCGUGAAAUCAAACUUCUGUGGUCUAAGUCAUUCAAUUAUCUGUCGUUAAUUUUGAAAUAUUUUCUAAAUCUUACUUCUAAUCUAAGUUUUCAAAUACUGUUCAUUACUCACCCUCACCCUUUGUUCAAACUUAUCAUUGAAUUCUCAAGAUAAUGACAAAACUUUCAAAUAUUUAACUUCAGAGAAGUCAAAGCUUGCACCAUUGAUCAUCAAUCAGUUGAAGACUUUUGAGAGAAGUGCAGUUGCAUCUUCAAAAUGAUAAUUCAAUAUAAAGUGGAAUAGUAUUUCAUUUUUUUAAAAUUUAUUGAUUCACUAGUGGAUGUGAAUAUCAUGCAUUGCAUAAUAUCCUAACUAUCUCAAAUAGAAAGAUGAUUAUGAUAUAAAAAAAUCUUUAUCAAACAUUCAAUUCUACAUCGUAUCGGUCAAGAGGUCAUUUACAGGACAUAUUGUCUGACUGAUACUUAGAAAGAAAUAAAAGAAAAUCUAACCAUUACCUAUCUUCUCUGUUUCUAUAUCUUUAGCUAAGAUUUAUUCUUUUCGUUUGAUUCUAUACUUAGACGUAGCAUGAUUACUCAUUUAUUAUUCAUAGUUAAACAUCAAUAUUCUUUUCAUAUAAUAUGUCAUCAUCUACUUGUUUAAGAAUCAAACAAUAUUUAGUUAAACAAAAUAAUUGUAAAAUUGCAUUCUUUGUUAUAUGCUGUUCUAUAAUUGGUAUUCUUUUAUUAUUUCAUAGUUUAAAAGAAUUGUAUAUAAUCAAAACAUUAGUUAUUGGUCAAUGUUAUGUUAAAUCACUUGAUUUAAGAAUUGAAAAAGAUAAUGUUUAUCCUCUUGGUUUAUUACAAAUAAGAUACGAUCCAUGUGAUAGAGCACAUGAUCAUAGGAUCAAUGAAACACAUCGAUGUUAUCGUUGGAAAAGUUUAACAUCGACUUCCGGAUUAGGUUGGCAAUGGAAUAAACCAUCAGAAUCAAACAUCGGUGCUUUUUUAUUUAGCGGAACUGUACUACUUGUUAUAAGUAUAAUAAUUCCAAUAUUAAGACGACGAUAUCAAACAGAAUUUCAAAUAAGACAACAACAACAAAUAGAAAUACCAUUAAGAAACCAACAUGGUUCACCACCAACCUAUGAUGAAGCAAUAGAAAUUCUUACUCCGACAACAACACAAACAAGAACCUAG